Molecule: messenger RNA, 1177 nt
Organism: Caenorhabditis elegans
Lineage: Eukaryota; Metazoa; Nematoda; Chromadorea; Rhabditida; Rhabditidae
Gene: C16D2.1
Product: Skp1-related protein
Exons: 5
Coding region: 553-1137 (194 amino acids)
Biological process (GO): ubiquitin-dependent protein catabolic process
Source: RefSeq, marked reviewed
AAAGUAUGUAAAAGUGAUUGAGUUUCAAUUUAUUUUUUUAGCAUUCAAUUCAAAUUCAAUUUUUGCAGGUUCUCCACGAGAAGCACCGCGGUCAACGCCUUGACGCUGAACUCCUCGAGCUCAACAGAGCUCUUGAACAUUUCAGAAGAACGGUUGAACAUCACUCGGGAAAUGGAUGCCCGAACAAUUCGAUUCGUGUUUAAACGAAUAUAUUAUCAACUCAAAACUGCCUCAUUUUAUCCCGAUUAUCAUCAUUCUACCGGCAAUUACUUUUUGAGCAAUUAGUGCAAUUAGUAAUAAUAGAUCACAUGUGUUUCCCACUCUUCACCUUCUCAACAUUCCCUGCUCAGGGUAGAUUGUAUUGUUUCGUUUUUUCUUCUUUUUUUUUUGAAAUUCAAAUAUCUCAUUUAACAAUUAUUUUUGAAAAGAAAAACCAAAAAUUAUUUAAUUUUAAAAUUUAAUUGUGAUCGUCAACGUCUCGUUUUUAAUUUUGAAACUAAUCAUUUCUGUCUUUGUUUGUUUGCCGUAAAGCAAUAAAUUUUUAUUUCAAGAAUGAACUUCUUUCAAAACUACUUCCGCUUUUCCAACACAAAGCUUUCAACUGAGCUGGGUGACGUGGCAACUCCAGCUGUUCCAAGCCCAAUCGAAGCGACAACCGCCGUCUGUGCUACACCAAAUCAAGCCAGACGCGUUAUCAAAACUAUUGAUGGCCAGCAAUUGGUGCUCUGUGCCAACGAUGUCAAAUAUCUUUCUGUGGUCGAAAAUAUGUUUGCCAACUUGAAUAAUCUGAGUAGUGAUGCGUCUGAUGAGCAAUUCAUUGUCAUCCCAAUUUCGAUCGAGUCAAAGACUAUGCAAAAAAUUAUUGAUUGGAGUCGCGCUGCCAAGAAGAUUGAUGAGAAAACCCUUGAUUUUUGUCAAUUUUUCCCGAAUCUUACGUUGAAAGAAUGCAUUCAAAUUUUGGAAGCAAGCCUUUUCCUGGAGACAUCCUACCUUGGAAAAUGUGCAGCCAAAUGGGUGGCCUCCAAACUUGAGGGAAAGAGCACAGGUGAAAUGGCACAAAUUCUCGAAGUUGCUCAUGUCGGAUUGGACCCAACAUCCGAACAGCAACUCGCUCAAUUCAGACGUGUCACACUUUAAUUGAACUCGUUCGAAAUAAAACAUUGCCGUUCUCGAAUUU